GGGCGGUGGCGGGCGCUGCGCACGCGCAGUGUGGCGGCCGCCAGGUUUGAACGGCGAGACGGUUGGAGAGGCGGGAGGAGCGUGAGGGGGGGAACCAGGUCUCUGAUGUUCUUCAGCUGUUGGAGGUUGAUCUCUUUUCUUGCCUAGUGAAGGACUGGAUCUCGUGACAAAUGAGGAAAAUUCUCCAGUCUCAGCUGGGAGACAGAAAAGAUGAAGAAAAUAUGGAGUUCUAGGACCCCAAAGCGGCCUCUGGAGGUUGACCAUAAAAUCCAAACUGAUCUCUCUGCGUGGCGGAAAAGAGGGAAAAGUGACCCUGAAAAAAGUUCCCAGAAUCAUCAGUCUCCUGGAGGUCAGAAAAAUGACAUCAAUCAGAAAAACGAUGUUGGUGGGAAAAACGACAGCCAGGAAGUCUCUCUGGAGAAAGCUUUGAGCUACUUUGAGAAAGUUCAAGGCCAAGGCCGUGUUUCCCUGAGAAACAACAGUGCUCUGCAGAAACACUUGGCUGCUGUGGAAAGCAUUGCCCUGCAACAAGGGCUGCCCCCUGAAGGUUUUGAGAUACUGUUGAACGUGGUGCUCAGUGGCAAAUUUGGUAAAACCUUUAUGUGUUGCUGGU
Molecule: messenger RNA, 613 nt
Organism: Lepidothrix coronata (blue-crowned manakin)
Lineage: Eukaryota; Metazoa; Chordata; Aves; Passeriformes; Pipridae
Product: centromere protein I-like
Exons: 3
Cellular component (GO): kinetochore
Source: RefSeq, a predicted model, not a curated record